AGAUAGCGCUCCCUCCAAAUUAAUUCUUAUAGUGUAUCAGAAUCAGACAAAACUGCCAGGACGUUACUUCAAUCUCCCAACGACAAAUCGCCACGCAACCAAUCCGUUGCGAAAAAGCCACCCGAAACGGUUAUUUUAAGCACUUCAACAGCCAACCGGGUGCCACUUCCGAAGUGAAGGCGAUAUGUGGGGAAGGAGCUUCAGUAGCAUUACUUCAAGCACGAGAAACGCACUAAAGGACAAGAAAUGGGACGUGAUUGUCGUCGGUGGCGGUCACAACGGCUUGACAGCCGCAGCUUACCUGGCUCGCGCCGGCCUCUCUAUUGCCGUGCUAGAGAGGCGCCACUUGAUCGGCGGCGCAGCCGUGACCGAAGAGCUGAUUCCGGGUUUUAAGUUCUCUCGCUGCAGCUACCUCCACAGCCUCCUCCGACCUACCAUCGUCAGGGAAUUAGAAUUGAUGAGACAUGGUUUGAAGUUGUUGAAGCCUAUGGCUUCGUCAUUUACACCAUGUCUUGAUGGACGCUAUCUUCUCUUGGGACUGAACGAUCAACGUGAUCACUUGGAGAUAUCGAAGUUCUCCAGACUGGAUGCUGAUGCUUAUCCAAGGUAUGAAAUUCAACUGCAAAAAUUUUGUAAAUUCAUGGAUUUUCUUUUGGAUUCACGUACCCCUGAAACGUUCCAUGGAGAUUCAUCUUUUAACAAUCAGCUGAGAGAUAAGUGGCACAAAUCAGUUUUUUGGGCUAGUUGUUUGAGGCAUGCCCUAUCCUUGGGGCAAAAGGAUAUGGUGGAAUUUAUAGACCUCUUGUUGUCCCCAACGUCGAAGGUUCUUAAUAAGUGGUUUGAGUCAGAUGUACUAAAGGCAACACUAGCAGGAGAUGCUAUCAUUGGGAGUAUGGUCAGUAUUCAAACAUCUGGAAGUGGAUACGUUCUGCUACAUCAUGUGAUGGGCGAAACCGAUGGUGAUCGUAAUAUUUGGUCGCAUGUCGAAGGUGGGAUGGGUUCCAUAUCAGUUGCCAUAAGUAAUGCUGCUAAAGAAGCCGGGGCUUAUAUUGUUACAGAUGCAGAGGUUUCACAGCUGGUAGUUGAGGAAUCUGGCAGGGUAAACGGGGUGUUACUGGCUGAUGGAACACAAGUGUAUUCUUCAAUUGUUUUAUCGAAUGCGACUCCCUAUACGACUUUCAUGGAUUUGGUGCCCCAUAGUCUACUUCCUGAGGAUUUUCUUCGUGCCAUUAAGAACUCUGACUAUAGCUCUGGAACAACAAAAAUUAAUGUAGCUGUUGAUAGAUUGCCCCAUUUCCAGUGUUGCAAACUAGGUCACCCGGAGGUAGGUCCUCAGCACACUGCUACCAUUCGCAUUGGUUCUGAAAGCAUGGAGGAGAUAGAUUCAGCUUGUCAAGAUGCUUGGAAUGGCAUACCAUCACGGAGACCCGUUAUGGAGAUGACUAUUCCUUCUUCACUGGACAAGACUAUAUCUUCACCUGGUAAGCAUGUGGUCAGCUUGUUUACGCAAUACACUCCCUAUAAACCUUCAGAUGGUAGCUGGGAAGAUCCUACUUACAGAGAAUCAUAUGCAAGCAGAUGUUUUAAGUUGAUCGAUGAAUAUGCACCUAACUUCAGCUCAUCAAUCAUUGGUUACGAUAUGCUGACACCACCGGAUCUUGAAAGGGAAUUUGGUUUGACAGGGGGAAACAUUUUUCAUGGUGCUAUGGGUUUGGAUUCGCUUUUUUUUAUGCGACCAGUUAAAGGAUGGUCAGAUUAUAGGACACCAGUAAGAGGACUGUAUAUGUGCGGGAGUGGAUCACAUCCAGGAGGUGGCGUGAUGGGUGCACCUGGCAGGAAUGCUGCACUCGUUGUUCUUCAUGAUCUUACUCAACAUUAAUAACCGCUUCAUUUUAGCUUCACCAUGUGUCUAUCCGUAUAUACCAUUCCAUUUGUAUUGUUGGUGCCAUAUUUCUGUUCCAAAAAUAUUCCCAAAACAACACUACGGAGAUACUCUUUUAUUAUUAUUAUUAUUAUUAUUAUUAUUAGAGAUAGGCAUUUAAACUAACUAUUUUUGUUUUAAAAUAAAUAAAUAAUGAUUUUUGCUACUUCAUUGCAUAUGAUUGGAAUGCUUUUAUUUCAUAGAAAAUAAAAAUUAAUAGGAAAAGGUUGUAUAUUAUAAUUGACUACACUUAGAAUCAUGCAUGCAACAAACACGCAUAAAUUUUAGGAUGGGGUGGGUUUGGAAAUUGCCUAAUACAUGUCACAUUUGAUCAGUUUGGUCAUCAAGUUUUAGGAAUAAAAUAAAAAGCAUUUUGGUCACAGAAUGCAUCAAUAUCCAAGUCCUCAACCGUGAGCUGAUUUCCACGUAGGUUCACCACUCCAAAGAUUCUCCUUUCAAUUUUAUUUUAUUUUUAAUACGAAAAGUACAGAGUCCCACCAAAUGGCAUGAUUGUGGAUCGCGGCUUUAUACUCAAGCCUACAAAGUUACUCGAUGCAGCUCGCUUGCUACCUCUUACUAGCUGGCGCUGAACAGGGAGUAAAAAAUUUUCAAAAAAGAAAAAAAAAAAA
Molecule: messenger RNA, 2550 nt
Organism: Ziziphus jujuba (common jujube)
Lineage: Eukaryota; Viridiplantae; Streptophyta; Magnoliopsida; Rosales; Rhamnaceae
Exons: 16
Coding region: 185-1879 (564 amino acids)
Molecular function (GO): oxidoreductase activity
Source: RefSeq, a predicted model, not a curated record